This is a messenger RNA of Symbiodinium necroappetens, 1161 nucleotides long. The record is from the annotation of a GenBank genome assembly. NCBI's taxonomy places the organism in Eukaryota, Dinophyceae, Suessiales, Symbiodiniaceae.
AUGCCGGCCGCACGGCCGAGCCUAGGGCUGAGAAAGAUGAGUCCAUUGCUGCUACGUGGGCACGAGUUGGAGCAGCACGGCUUGGUCUUUGACAAGGGGUGUUGGACCGAUGUCGACAAGUUGCUCGAUAGGUUCAACUACUGCCGCCAAAGGCGAUGGGGAGUUCGACAGCUGCUCAGGGCAGCAAAGGCCGAUAAGAAAGGCCGCAUCAGAUUGCUGGGCAUUGACGUCCCGAUGAAGGAGACCAUCGGCCAGGGCCACAACGAGCGACUGGUCAGCAGCGAAGAGGCUGACUACCUUCUCGCGACAGCGUGGUACAGCAAUCUGGAUGCUGACGAAGCCCAGGCGAGAUCGAGCGAGUUUGGUGUCACGGUGCUUUCCGCCGCACAUACACCCAAGAAGCUCUACCACCGCACAACCGCCAGCGGUCUUCAGUCGAUCCUCAAGGGAGGCAUCAUUCCAGGAGCGAAGAGAUCUGGUCGUCCGCAUGGCUAUUUCUCUUCCUACCGCCUCAACGACGCACGCUACCAAAGCGGCAUGAGAUCUAACAUGCCGAUUGAGAUCGCGAUUGAUACAUUCAAGGCGAUGGCCUCUGGAUGCGAGUUCUUCACGACUGACUCCGAUGGCACCCUCACGCGGAACACCGUUCCGCCGGAUUGCAUUAUUUCGGCAGUCGAUACGUCCAAAAAGGACCAGCCGCUGUAUGUUGCCGAAAGCACUGAAGCCACCAUCACUGGUGAGCCUGCAUUCAGAGCCAAGCGCGACUACGAGGAAGCGGCGAGCUCCUCCAGCAAGGCCCCGCCAGCAGCGAAGACAAUGCCGGUCAAGCCCACGGCAGCAAAAAGCUCGGCACCCAAGCCGACUGCGAACAAGAUCCCACCUACCACAACUACGGUGGAAGAGUUUGCAGAUGUUGCUUUGGACGACGAUAAAGCCACCCGCGAGGGUGAGUCUUCUGCUGCUGUGGAUGUUGACAGCGACACAACAGAUGCGGGCGAGGAAGACCCAUAUCCUCUCGGGUCGUUCCCCUGUGCAAAUUGCCAGGCCGUCGUAGUCAAGGGGAUGCUAUUCUGCCUCAAAUGCAAAGCUCCCCAGACGGACGAAUCCUCCAAGGUGACCAAGAAAUUCUUUGAGAAUAGAGGUCUGCGACUUCGUCUUCUC